GCACCCUGACUGCCACGGCCACGGCCAUCGACGCUUUGACUGCGGAGUCCUACGGCUACACUCACAAUCCAGAGAGUCUGUACUCGUCCUCAUCGCUAGUUCCGAUACAGUGCCAGUCUCUGCACGCAAUCUCUCGCGCCGAUAAGAUGUGCACUUCAGAACAGGAGAAUUCACCGACGAACGUCUUUACGGCCUCCUGAGGCCAGCACCGACCAUUUCCAGACCAAGGCAGUCCACCUCCAGAUGAUCACCCUACCCCGAUCCUCAUCAUGUCGUCCAUGCGUGGUCUCGUCCAGUUUAUAGCCGAUCUCCGAAAUGCCAGAGCUCGCGAACUCGAGGAAAAGCGCAUCAAUAAGGAGUUGGCCAACAUCCGACAGAAAUUCAAGAACGAGAAGUUGGACGGGUACCAGAAAAAGAAGUAUGUCUGCAAAUUGCUCUACAUAUACAUCCAAGGAUACAAUGUCGACUUCGGCCACCUCGAGGCGGUCAACCUGAUUUCCACGACCAAGUACUCGGAAAAGCAGAUCGGCUACCUUGCGGUCACGCUCUUCCUACAUGAACAGAGUGAAUUGCUGCAUUUGGUGGUCAACAGCAUUCGUAAGGAUUUGACCGACCACAAUGAACUCAACAAUUGUCUGGCGCUACAUGCGGUUGCCAAUGUGGGUGGAAGAGAGAUGGGCGAAGCCCUGAGUGAUGAUGUGCAUCGACUUCUCAUAUCUCCCACCUCGAAAUCAUUUGUCAAGAAGAAAGCGGCCCUGACCCUCCUCCGACUCUACCGAAAGUAUCCUGGCAUCCUUCAGGCGGAGUGGGCAGAAAGAAUAAUAUCUCUGAUGGACGAUCCGGAUAUGGGAGUGGUUUUGUCAGUGACUUCCCUGGUCAUGGCAUUGACGCAGGACCAUCCCGAAGCAUACAAAGGAAGCUACGUCAAGGCCGCCCAGAGACUACGGAAGAUUGUGAUAGAAAACGACGUUUCACCAGACUAUUUCUACUACAAAGUGCCUUGCCCCUGGAUCCAGGUCAAAUUCCUGAAACUAUUACAAUACUAUCCACCUUCCGAAGAUUCACACGUUCGCGAUAUACUCCGGGAAUCACUCCAGGCCAUCGUACAAGCCGCCAGCGAAACACCCAAAAACGUACAACAGAACAAUGCUCAGAACGCAGUCCUUUUCGAAGCAAUCAAUCUUCUCAUACAUCUCGACAGCGAACACCAACUUAUGAUACAGAUCUCUUCCAAACUGGGGAGAUUUAUCCAGUCCCGAGAAACGAACGUACGUUAUCUGGGCCUGGACGCCAUGGCUCAUUUCGCUGCCAGAUCCGAGACGCUCGAUCCCAUAAAGCGGCAUCAGAACAUCAUCAUCGGAUCGUUACGAGAUCGAGAUAUCAGCGUCCGAAGAAAAGGUCUCGAUCUGCUCUACAGCAUGUGUGACACCACGAAUGCUCAGUCGAUUGUGAAUGAACUUCUGAAAUACCUCCAGUCCGCAGACUAUUCGAUACGUGAAGAGAUGACGCUAAAGAUUGCCAUUCUGACGGAGAAGUACGCCACCGAUGCUCAAUGGUACAUCGAUAUCUCUCUAAGGUUACUGGCAAUGGCCGGAGAUCAUGUCAGCGACGAAGUCUGGCAGAGGGUGGUACAGAUUGUCACGAAUAACGAGGAAAUACAGCCAUAUGCAGCACAACACAUCUUCGAAUAUCUCAAAACGGAGGGUUGUCAUGAUACACUCGUUAAGAUUGGAGGAUACAUUCUCGGAGAAUUUGGACACUUGAUUGCCGACCACAAGGGAUGCAGUCCAAUCGAGCAGUUGAUGGUGCUCCAGACCAAGAUGAUAUCAGCCCCUGACACUACAAGGGCAUUACUAUUGUCAACAUUUGUCAAAUUCGUGAACCUCUUUCCCGAGAUUAAACCUCAGCUAUUACAGAUGUUCCAAUUCUACAGCCAUUCGCCGGACUCGGAAUUGCAGCAAAGAGCUUGCGAGUAUCUCGCUGUUGCGACACUGCCUACCGACGACCUACUGAGGACUAUCUGCGACGAGAUGCCGCCUUUCUCCGAGCGAGCCUCGAUCUUGCUCCAGAGAUUGCACAAGAAGAGUGUCGGUACAAGCGAGCGGAGGACAUGGCUUGUUGGUGGCAAAGACGCGAACGCUGACAAGCAAGAGGUCCUCCUCGCGCAACAGACUGGCCUGAAGCGGACGUUCACAACCAUCGUCCACGGCGGAUCCCCGCAGAAGAACGGAAACGGUACAGCAACAAAGAGUGCCAGUGGCCAGCAGAAUGCCACAGGCAGCGCGAGCAAAGAUCUAGAAGGUCUGGAGAUGAACGGUCACACAGACGGCGCGAAGUCAAAUCUCGCUGGUGCGGCUCACCUGUCUCCAGACUGGGAACUUGGCUAUGAACAAAUGUAUUUCACCGACGAGGGCGUGCUGUAUGAAGACCCUCAGAUCCAAGUUGGGUUGCGGGCAGAAUACCGUGGCCAUCUGGGGGUGGUCAAGUUGUACUUUGCCAACAAAGCCUCCUUUCCCAUUGGAAGCUUCACAACAACCCUCGAAAACAAAUCCGCGCCGAACCUCAAGAUAGAUACAAAAAGUCUACCGGACUCGAACGUCGGACCGGACUCACAAGUCCAGCAGACGAUUAUAUGUACUUCUGUGGCACCAUUUGCCGAACCCCCAACCAUUCGCAUUUCAUAUCUGGCCGGCGCAUUGCAGGGGUAUACCUUGAAGCUACCGAUUUUACCUCACCGAUUCAUGGACCCUUCCGAGUUGACGGCCGAGGACUUUUUCAAGCGCUGGCGACAAAUCGGCGGAGGCCCGCUUGAAGCGCAGAGCACGUUCGGGUCGAAGAAUCAGGGGGCCGAGUUGAGCGACGAGUAUACACGGGAUGUUGUGUCGGGGUUCAAAUGGAGGAUAUUGGACAAUGUCGAUCCGAAUCCCAGAAACAUUGUGGGUUGUGCGGUGUUGCAGCUUGAGAAGGGGAAGACGGGGUGUUUGUUGAGAUUGGAGCCGAACCAUCAGCAGAAGAUGUUCCGCCUGACGAUACGAGCAACACAAGAUACUGUGCCGGGUGUUUUAUUGGGGUUGAUGCAGGAACGGCUGGCGAAGGGGUCGUAACGCCGAAAGAAAAAUCGUCGAU
This is a messenger RNA of Exophiala viscosa, 3126 nucleotides long. RefSeq names its product DNA II binding protein 1. The record is from RefSeq and is a predicted model, not a curated record. The transcript has 2 exons. The coding region runs from base 270 to 3104 and encodes 944 amino acids. Gene Ontology annotation, molecular function: clathrin-cargo adaptor activity. Lineage: Eukaryota; Fungi; Ascomycota; Eurotiomycetes; Chaetothyriales; Herpotrichiellaceae. Gene Ontology annotation, cellular component: AP-2 adaptor complex; membrane coat. Gene Ontology annotation, biological process: clathrin-dependent endocytosis; intracellular protein transport.